Molecule: messenger RNA, 553 nt
Organism: Dentiscutata erythropus
Lineage: Eukaryota; Fungi; Glomeromycota; Glomeromycetes; Diversisporales; Gigasporaceae
Source: the annotation of a GenBank genome assembly
AUGUCCUUCCUCAAAAAACUCAUUUCAAAAUUUAAUAAAAAAUCUAAUAUUUUAACAAGAUCAAUUAAAAUUGAUCAAAAAAUUGAUGAAUGGUGGUCAGAUAAUAUUCAAGAAGAAAAUUGGCCAGAAUAUCAGAAUGAUAUUGAAGAAUGGCCAGGAAUACAAAAAGAAGAAAUUUUGUAUCAACAAGAAUCUUGUAAUUUUGAAGAAUCUUUUGAAAAAUUUUUUGAAGAAUCGUCUAGUUCAAUAGACGAUAAAGAAAAUUUUUAUAUUUCUUCACCGUCUAUUGAACAAGAAAAUCCUUUUAUUAAAGAAAAAUUUUAUAUUUCUUCUAUUAAACAAGAAAAUUCUUCUAUUAAAGAAACUUUAAUCAAUAAUUAUUAUUUUGAAUGGUUUUUAUUAAUUUUGUUGUUAGGGUUGAUGCCAUUUUCUUUAAUUUUAAGUUGGAUUUGUGGAAUUUUAUUCUUAUUCAGAUGGAGAUUUUUAUUGAUAAAAUUAAAUUUAGCCGAAAGAGAUAUUGUUAAAUAUGUUGAUCCAUUUGAAAUAUAUUAUA